CUCCAGCCUAGCGCCAUGGCCCCUCCCACCUGCCGGCUCCUCAGUGCUGCGCUGGUCCUGCUGCUGUUCCUGGCCACCAACCACCAGGCUACAGGGGCUGUUGUGGCCAGUGAGCUGCGCUGUCACUGCCUGAAGACCCUGCCAAGGGUUGACUUCAAGAACAUCCAGAGCUUGACUGUGACGCCCCCAGGACCCCACUGCGCCCAGACAGAAGUCAUAGCCACUCUCAAGGGCGGUCAAGAAGUUUGCCUCAACCCUGAAGCCCCCCUGGUUCAGAAAAUCGUUCAAAAGAUACUGAAAAAAGGCAAGGCUAACUGACCAGGAAAGAAGGAGCCUGGGCUGCUGUCCCUCAAGGGGAAGAACCAAAGAGAAAAGAAACCAACAGCACCCGGGAAGCCCAGAUCGUGCCUGAUGUGCCUUGCUGUCUGAGAGUUCACCUAUUUAUUUAUCUAUGUAUUUAUUUAUUUAUUUCCAUUGCCCAGAUGUUGUUAUGUUUAUUAUGAUAUCUAAAGAUAUGCAUUCGCUAAUUCACUGUGAUAUCUUAAAAGGUCAUUUUGAUAUGUUAAAGUUUAUUUUAAUAGUUUAAUGUGUUCAAUUAAAGUUAUUUAACGUAUAUAGUUGGGAGGUGAUGCAUUUUUAAAUCUAUUUAUUCAUUAGUUUCUGGGGAGAGGGUGAGUUGGG
Molecule: messenger RNA, 681 nt
Organism: Mus pahari (shrew mouse)
Lineage: Eukaryota; Metazoa; Chordata; Mammalia; Rodentia; Muridae
Product: C-X-C motif chemokine 2
Exons: 4
Coding region: 16-318 (100 amino acids)
Biological process (GO): cellular response to lipopolysaccharide; antimicrobial humoral immune response mediated by antimicrobial peptide; chemokine-mediated signaling pathway
Cellular component (GO): extracellular region
Molecular function (GO): CXCR chemokine receptor binding; chemokine activity
Source: RefSeq, a predicted model, not a curated record